Messenger RNA from Saccharomyces cerevisiae S288C, 969 nucleotides. It is a transcript of the gene DSC2, whose product is annotated as Dsc2p. Lineage: Eukaryota; Fungi; Ascomycota; Saccharomycetes; Saccharomycetales; Saccharomycetaceae. Gene Ontology annotation, cellular component: membrane. The transcript has a single exon. The record is from RefSeq and is marked reviewed. The coding region runs from base 1 to 969 and encodes 322 amino acids.
AUGUCUAUGGAGCCUCCUGUGGGGCUUACGGCUAUGCCCGUCACCAAGCUAGCCAUGAUCACGACGCUUGUGGUUCCCUUAGUUGCCUCGAUUGCAAGUUACAAACAUAUAUUUCUAUUGCAAUAUGAUCCUUUUCUGCAGACCUACCAUCAAUACUACCGUCUGCUCAUAUUCCAGUUCUGCGCCAUCAAUGAAUCCGAUACAGUAAUACUGGCGUUGAUAUGGUAUCUGUUUAGGCAUUUAGAACGGCUACUAGGAUCCCACAAGUACUUGACCUUGAUUGUUUUGUCAUGGGCCUACACCACCUUAGGAAUUUGGGGAUUGAAUCUGAUCUGGAACGCAUUUAUUGGACAGUACAAGUGGCUUCAAUGGAACAAUUUUAGUACAGGUUCACUGCCCAUUGUUUUAAGCUUAGUACAUUUUUACAAAGAAUACACCCCUCAGAUUUACGAAUGGAAUAUAAGAUUACUAGGACCUCGAGGAGGAGCAUCAAGUCACAAUGAUAACAAGCGAGAAGACAAGAGCGCCGUAGAGUGGAAAAUCAACGAUCAGUUUCUUUUAAAUGGGUUAAUUCUCCUGCUUAUAUUAAAUCAGGGGUUUGCAGGAAUACUAUGCGGAUUCAUAAGCUGGAUGUGUGGUAUUUUCAUCGAUAAGGGCCUGUUACCGGGAUUAGACCAUUGGAGAAUACCGUUUGUAUCCUAUUUCAUCUCUCAAGGCCCACCCACGAGGGCUAACGUUGCUAUAGCGGCCAAUGCGGCCACGAAUACAGCAGCAGCAAGAGCCACUGUAGAAGCAGCUACUGCUGCUACAGGAAAUGGAAAUACAGGCAACUCUGGGCCUACAAGCCUACCGCUUCGUGGUUCAAGCACCACCCCUACAAAUACCUCUAGCGCUGGUGAUGACGAGCCUGGUGCCGAUGAACCUGCAAGACCACUGGGAGUCCAAUUUUUGGAUACCUUUAGGAGAUGA